This is a messenger RNA of Lagopus leucura (white-tailed ptarmigan), 1372 nucleotides long. RefSeq names its product peroxisomal biogenesis factor 2 (gene PEX2). Gene Ontology annotation, biological process: protein import into peroxisome matrix. The transcript has 3 exons. Lineage: Eukaryota; Metazoa; Chordata; Aves; Galliformes; Phasianidae. Gene Ontology annotation, cellular component: peroxisomal membrane. The record is from RefSeq and is a predicted model, not a curated record. The coding region runs from base 344 to 1258 and encodes 304 amino acids. Gene Ontology annotation, molecular function: zinc ion binding.
CCUGUGCGACCGCUCUAGGCACUUACCUGUGGCAUCCAUCGCCUAUGCCGCCGCCUCUCUAGGCUGUGGGUGCUCGCUCUGUGACCCAGGCGGGGCGGGCUAGCAGGACGGGGUCCGUGGAGGCAGCCGAGUGGCGGUCCCGGCGGGGCCUCCGUCCGCGCGAGGUGCGAGGUAGAGCCGCGUAGGCCGUGCGGCCCGGGCCCCGCGGCACAGGUCAGUCGGGGCGCGGGACGAGUUCCGCAAGUCCCACUGGUGUUUUUUCCCUGCUGCCCGCUGUCUGCCCAAGGAGGCUGUGAGUCUUCCAGCUAGGACGAAAUGUAAGAAAGUAUUUUUUUGAGAAGAAAUGGCACCCAGCAUUGAAAAUGAAAAGAGUGUGAAUCCUGUGCUCAGAAUAAGUCAACUUGAUGCUCUUGAACUAAACAAAGCUCUGGAACAACUAGUGUGGUCCCAGUUUACCAGCUGUUUUCAUGGAUUUAAACCAGGGGUGUUGGCUCAUAUUGAACCAGAAGUUAAAGCAUUUCUGUGGCUUUUACUGUGGAGAUUCACCAUCUAUUCUAAGAAUGCAACUGUGGGACAGGCUAUUUUGAAUAUUCAGUACAAGAAUAACUUAUCUCAGACAGAGAAAUACCAACCUCUGAGCAAACACCAGAAGUUAUGGUAUCUUAUUUUCACUGUUGGUGGAAGAUGGCUGGAGGAAAGAUGUUAUGAUUUCUUUAGCAAUCGCCAACUGCAAUCUGUCAGCAAAAUCAAGCAAUAUAUUAAUUUUGGAGCUGGACUUCUUAAAAUUUGUGGACUUGUAAAUUUUCUGAUUUUUCUUCAGAAAGGAACAUUUGCAACACUUACUGAACGCAUUCUAGGAAUUAAAUCAGUUUUUUGCAAGCCACAGAAUGUUCGUCAGGUAGGAUUUGAAUACAUGAACAGGGAGCUGUUGUGGCAUGGCUUUGCUGAAUUUCUGAUCUACUUGCUACCACUUAUUAAUGUACAGAAACUGAAACUCAAAAUUUGUUCUUGGUGUUUGCCUAUUGCCAAUCUUUCUAAUAGUGAAAAAACAUUAGCAGCUCACUACAAGGUGUGUUCGCUGUGUGGGGAAUGGCCUACCAUGCCACAUACCAUAGGCUGUUCACAUGUGUUUUGUUACUAUUGUAUUAAAAGUAACUAUUUACUUGAUAUGUAUUUUACCUGUCCUAAGUGUGGCUCAGAGGUACACAGUCUUCAGCCACUGAAAUAUAAAAUUGAGAUGACAGAAUUACAUAUCUAAUGAGGAUGUUGUUCUGUUCUUGUACUGCAUAUGAAAUAUAUUAAAGAUGAAUGGAAAAGAAUCAGAAAUUACUGUAAUCAGACAGCUUGAAAGACAGCUUUGGAAAUUCUUUAA